AUGAACUGGGCCAAACAACAGCUGGCCAAUGUGGCCGGCACCCAAGAGCCCAUCUACGGACCCUCCGCGAUACAAUCCGUCACCGAGCAAGCGAAGGACGUUCCCUACACGGAGCUGACGAAAGAGGACCUGCGAUGGGUUGCCAUGGAUUCAACGUCCGUUGAGACGCAGACGUUCUAUCUCAUGGCCGAUAGCGGGCACAUUGGAAUGGCGCAGGUGAUAUACAGCAAUGUAGGAGGCAUCCGGACUACGUGCCAGUUCAACAGCAAGAUUCACUACAUGGACGGGAAGACGCCGAACCUCUGGGCAAGCGAUCCACUCAAGAACUACCGCUUCGACGAUUCAAAGUUUUCCUUCUACGCCGACAGCUGCGCACUAGAACUAUCUGAGGAUGGGUCAUCCUACACUAUCAAGUCGUCGACCAACAGGAGGAGCGUGGUUGAUCUAAAAGUAUCGAGAGUCGCGCCUGGGUUCGUGGUAGGAAAGAACGGAACGAGCUAUUUCGGCACCGAUCCGAAGGCGCCCUGGGGCUCAAUGCGCCAUGCUUUCUGGCCAAGAUGCAGAGUCGAGGGCAGCAUGAUGACACAAACAGGGGAAGUCAACUUCAAUGGCAAAGCUUUUUUCGUGCACGCUCUGCAAGGAAUGAAGCCACAUCACGCAGCCGCACGGUGGAACUUUGUCAACUUCCAGUCUCCCACAUACUCCGCCGUGAUGAUGGAAUAUGUUACGCCUCCUUCCUACGGAUCUACAGUCGUCAGCGUUGGCGGUGUUGCGACAGACGACGGAAUCAUAUUUGCUGGCAGUUCGAGUACGGUGAAGCACACGGAGAUCAAAGGCGACCCGGACAACGACUGGCCCGAACCCGGUGCAGCGAACUAUCAUUGGGAGGGCAAGACCAAGGACGGCGAAGAGGCUCAAGCAGAUCUCGGCGGUUCUUUAGGCACGCGACUUGACCGGGUCGACGUGAUGGCUGAGGUCCCACCGUUCGUGAAGGCUAUUGUCGCCAGUGCGGCAGGCACAAAGCCGUACAUCUACCAAUACGCACCGAAGCUUACACUAAAGGUGAAGAUCGGAGACGAAGUCAAGGAAGAAGACGGAUUGUUGUUCACCGAGGCAACCUUCAUCUCAUGA
Messenger RNA from Coniosporium apollinis CBS 100218, 1131 nucleotides. RefSeq names its product survival factor 1. The transcript has 5 exons. Gene Ontology annotation, cellular component: cytoplasm. The record is from RefSeq and is a predicted model, not a curated record. NCBI's taxonomy places the organism in Eukaryota, Fungi, Ascomycota, Dothideomycetes. The coding region runs from base 1 to 1131 and encodes 376 amino acids. Gene Ontology annotation, biological process: response to oxidative stress.